UUUGAAUUUGGAAAAGUCGGGCAGGGUUUUCAUUAUGGGAUGAAAUGCUUGCCAGAUCUUGUCUGGCCUCUCUUAAACAAAAGUCAAGUAGAAUGUAGAAAAGCGCCUGGGCACAUAUGGAGACCAGCUCAAAAUACACCACAGAUGUCAUCGAGUGUAUCUUGUAUAAAAACAUUUGGCAAGCACAGCACAGAAAAUGACGGUUCUAGCGUCCAGAAUGCUCUAUAACAGGGUAUCUACGCUAGGAGCUGAGGACCGUGGUGGAUCACUUUUUGUUAUUAACCUUACUGAACUCUUAGAUUUUCGUCCAAAUAGAUCUAUCUUAAGGCGGAACAUUGAUGAAGUUGCAACUUUCAACUGCACUGUUUGGACCGCAGAUUGUAGAUCUGAUGGGAGUCCUGCAGUGAUUGGAACCAAUCUGGGAGCUGCUUUGGUAGAUCUGGAAACUGGGGUGAAAUCAUGGCUGCUGCGUGGUAAAAGUGAUGUUUUGGCACAACAACUUGUUCACUCGGGAAAUCUUGUUUUAUGUGGACUCAGAAAUGGAGCAAUUGUAACGGUUGAUGUUCAUGAGAAACGGGAAGGAUUUUCUGCAAGACAUGCUAGUCAUAGAAUACGGCACUCACCUUUGGAUAGCACUCCUGGAAAAUCUAGUGAAAAAUGGUUCAAGCUUUCUGGAAAUAUACAUCCGUAUCAUACCAUAAAAAUGCCUUCAUCUAUUGCAUGUUUAGUAUCGCUUCAGUUUGAUGAUCAGUACUUCUUGGCAAGCUCCAUGGACGGAACGGUAAAGCUUUAUGACCAUCGCAUAAUCCAAAGAGGAGCUGUCCAAACUUAUGAGGGGAAUGUGAAUUCCCAUACUCGUUUGCAGCUUGGUGUUGAUCCAUCUGAGCGAUUUUUUAUAUCAGGCGGAGAGGACUGCAAUUUAAGACUUUGGAGUAUAAAGUCAGGUGAACUGCUUUUUGAGGACAAGUUAACAAAUACAGUCACCCCAACUGUGUGCUGGCAAAAAGCUGAAGCGUUUAAAGGAUUGCAGGAUGAAAGGCAAAAGCUAUGACAAUGUUAAACAUGAUAGCUUGGGGGCUUGGCUUGGAUCGGCAGAAGGAAUAUUUUACGUGGACUGGGAACUUUGAGUGUGAGUACUGCGGUCGUGUCCUCAAGAAAUUUCUUACAAACAUGCCCAGAGCUCAGCUAUACUUUUUGUAAUUAGGCUUCUGAGUUUUGCAACUCCAUGCAUGCUCACUAGGCAUGAAGGUUUCCCAAGAGAUGAAUCACAAGGCAAUGCUGUUGUCUGCAGGAUCUAUGCAGGAAUGCAAGUGAUCACUUUCAGCUGAGAUGCACAGGACCGUUCGCCUUGAGAAAAGGAUGUUAGAUGGUAAAAAACUGCUAAAAGUAGUGCCAGCUGCUUCCUAGUUUUUUUUAUUCUGUUCUGUUUCUAUUUUCUUUUGUAAAAGCAGGUAAGUAGUGAGUUUGUAAAAUCAGAUGGGAAAUCAGUUGUGUGAUAUUAGUACCCCAUAAUAUAUAAUGAAUGAUGACAAUUUCACUUGUA
Messenger RNA from Rosa chinensis, 1543 nucleotides. RefSeq lists its product as uncharacterized. Bases 197 to 1051 code for a protein of 284 amino acids. NCBI's taxonomy places the organism in Eukaryota, Viridiplantae, Streptophyta, Magnoliopsida, Rosales, Rosaceae. The transcript is spliced from 9 exons. The record is from RefSeq and is a predicted model, not a curated record. Gene Ontology annotation, molecular function: protein binding.